GGCAGUAAGUUUCCUCCUCUCGAACGAGCAAGUUGAAUUGAUCGCACCUUCCGACAUGGACCUAUACUAUCUGCCUCUGGUCGGCGCUUGCCGCUCUGUUCUGAUGGUGGGCAAGGCCCUGGGUCUGGAAUUUAACAAGAAGAUAAUCAAUACCCUGGAGGGGGAGCAACUGAAUCCGGAUUUCAUCAAGAUCAACCCCCAGCACUCGAUUCCCACGCUGGUGGACAAUGGCUUCACCAUUUGGGAGUCGCGUGCCAUUCUGGUUUACCUGGUGGAAAAGUACGGAAAGGACGACUCCCUGUACCCCAAGGAUAUUCAGAAGCAGGCGGUGAUCAAUCAACGCCUUUACUUCGACAUGGCCUUGAUGUAUCCCACCCUGGCAAACUACUAUUACAAAGCAUUUACCAACGGUCAGUUUGGCAGUGAGGAGGAUUACAAGAAGGUGCAGGAGACCUUCGCUUUUCUGAACACAUUCCUGGACGGCCAGGACUACGUGGCUGGUGACCAGUACACCGUGGCCGACAUUGCCAUUCUCGCCAAUGUGUCCAAUUUCGAUGUUGUGGGAUUCGACAUCGGCAAAUAUCCGAAUGUGGCCAGAUGGUACGACCAUGUCAAGAAGAUUACCCCUGGAUGGGAGGAAAACUGGGCGGGUGCACUGGAUGUAAACUGUUCACACGGUUAUCGCCCCAGCAAAAUGGAUUUCUACUACUCACCUCGAAGCAGUGGCUCCCGCACCAUUAUCAUGGUAGCCAAGGCUCUUGGAAUCGAACUUAACAAAAAGCAGCUGCGUCUCACGGAAGGAGAACAUCUGAAGCCAGAGUUCGUGAAGCUCAAUCCCCAGCACACCAUUCCCACGCUGGUGGACAACGGAUUCACCAUCUGGGAGUCCCGUGCUAUCGCCGUCUAUCUGAUAGAGAAAUACGCCAAAGACGACUCCCUUUUCCCCAAUGAUCCCCAGAAACGUGCCCUGAUCAAUCAGCGAUUGUACUUCGAUAUGGGAACCCUGCAUGAGUCCUUCAUGAAGUACUAUUACCCCUUCAUCCGUACCGGUCAGCUUGGAACUGCCGAGAAUUACAAGAAGAUCGAAGCUGCCUUUGGAUUCCUGGACAAAUUCCUUGAGGGCCAGGACUACGUGGCUGGUGGCCAGCUCACUGUGGCCGACAUCGCCAUCCUCUCCAGCGUUUCCACGUUCGAAGUGGUGGAGUUUGACAUCAACAAGUAUUCGAAUGUGGCCCGGUGGUACGCCAAUGCCAAGAAGGUUACUCCCGGAUGGGAUGAAAACUGGGCGGGUCUGCUACAAAUGAAAACAAUGUACGAGGCACAAAAAUCCUCAUCAAAGUAA
Drosophila teissieri is the source of this 1342-nucleotide messenger RNA. Its product is annotated as glutathione S-transferase D4. NCBI's taxonomy places the organism in Eukaryota, Metazoa, Arthropoda, Insecta, Diptera, Drosophilidae. Gene Ontology annotation, biological process: glutathione metabolic process. The coding region runs from base 56 to 1342 and encodes 428 amino acids. The record is from RefSeq and is a predicted model, not a curated record. Gene Ontology annotation, molecular function: glutathione transferase activity. The transcript has 3 exons.